GAAGAUGCAAUUCAUUUGACGUCAUGGACCCGAGUUGUCCAAUGGACAAGGACAAUGCUGAGUCAUCUCAUUUGCAUACCGUCCCUAUAAAUAGGGGGGGCUCAGCUCCUGCGUCUUCGUCGCUGCUGCGGUAGCCAGGUAUUGACAGACCUGUAAAAUGCCGGAACCAGCUAAGUCCGCUCCCGCUCCCAAGAAAGGCUCCAAGAAAGCUGUCACCAAGACUCAAAAGAAAGGUGACAAGAAACGUAGAAAGACUAGGAAAGAGAGCUACUCGAUCUACGUGUACAAGGUGCUGAAGCAGGUGCACCCCGACACGGGCAUCUCGUCCAAGGCCAUGGGCAUCAUGAACUCCUUCGUCAACGACAUCUUCGAGCGCAUCGCCGGCGAGGCGUCGCGCCUGGCGCACUACAACAAGCGCUCCACCAUCACGUCGCGGGAGAUCCAGACGGCCGUGCGGCUGCUGCUGCCCGGCGAGCUGGCCAAGCACGCCGUGUCUGAGGGCACCAAGGCUGUCACCAAGUACACCAGCUCCAAGUAGGGCGUCUCGGACCGUCACCUUCAACCCAAAGGCUCUUUUAAGAGCCACCCAUAUAAUCAGUAAAGGAGCUAAUCACA
Molecule: messenger RNA, 615 nt
Organism: Hirundo rustica (Barn swallow)
Lineage: Eukaryota; Metazoa; Chordata; Aves; Passeriformes; Hirundinidae
Product: histone H2B 8
Exons: 1
Coding region: 158-538 (126 amino acids)
Cellular component (GO): nucleosome
Molecular function (GO): protein heterodimerization activity; structural constituent of chromatin; DNA binding
Source: RefSeq, a predicted model, not a curated record